Hydractinia symbiolongicarpus is the source of this 1897-nucleotide messenger RNA. Its product is annotated as adenylyl cyclase-associated protein-like. The coding region runs from base 36 to 1541 and encodes 501 amino acids. Gene Ontology annotation, cellular component: cytoplasm. Gene Ontology annotation, molecular function: adenylate cyclase binding; actin binding. Lineage: Eukaryota; Metazoa; Cnidaria; Hydrozoa; Anthoathecata; Hydractiniidae. The record is from RefSeq and is a predicted model, not a curated record. Gene Ontology annotation, biological process: regulation of adenylate cyclase activity; cell morphogenesis; cytoskeleton organization. The transcript has 14 exons.
UCUUGUUUAGUUACACAGCAUUUGUUUUUAUUUUAAUGGAGCAUAAAAGAGGUCCUACACGUAAACUACUUUCUGUUUCGCUUUCACCUCAGUCGUCACUAAAUCAAUCUUCAAGACAAACAAAACCACUACCAGUGUCACCACAGGUGCCACUGAAAUAUGCUGCUCAGGUAGCUUCAGGGGAAGGCUAUGUUGUCAAUAAUAAUAAAAAUGACAGUCCAUUAUGGCUGGAUGACUACAACACGUUCCACGAUUCUGUGUUUGUCACAUUUGUCAACGAAACAAAAGCUCUUGGUGGAGAUUUGGCUGAACUAGCUUCCCUCCUACAAACUGCAUUUGAUGCCCACAAAAAUGUCCUGUUGAUUGCUGCCAAUAAUGGCCGACCAAACAAUAAUGAUCUGCAACAAAUUUUGAAGCCUUUAAGUGAAGGAAUAACCGCAAUUCAGACUUUUCGCGAAAGCAAACGAAGCAGUAAACAGUUCAAUCACUUAUCUGCUAUGUCUGAAGCCAUUCCUUUCCUUGGUUGGGUUGCUGUGGCACCGAAACCUGCAGCUUACGUUCAGCAAAUGGAAGAAUCAGGGCAAUUCUACACAAAUAAAAUAUUAAAGGAAUUUAGAGAGUCUGAUCCCAAACAAGCAAAUUGGUCAAAAUCACUAAUCAAGAUGUUGAAAGAGACACAAGCUCAUGUUAAAGAUAACCAUGGUACAGGAUUGAUGUGGAAUAAAGAUAAGCCUGCAGCUACUGGUGCAUCUGCUGCUGCAACAAGUGCUCCUGCCGCUAAUGGUGGUGCACCGCCACCCCCACCACCUGGCCCUCCACCUCCAGCAGCACCUGAUGCGAGCUCAUCUACUCCAGCUGUUGAUACUAGGGCUGAACUGUUUGCAGCGUUGAACAAGGGGACAGGUAUUACGACAGGUUUAAAGAAAGUGACAGACGAUAUGAAGACGCACAAAAAUCCUACAUUGCGUGGCCAGUCUAUUGUACCUGCAGCCAAAACGUCAAACUUAAGUCCUCGUCCUUACGCACCAGCCACAUUUAAGAAGUUCAGCGCACCAGAAACCAAGAAACCACCUGUUUUUGAGUUGCAAAUGAAAAAGUGGAUUGUGGAAUACCAAGAAGGUAAUCAGAACCUGGUGAUUGAAAACACCAAUGAUAAACAAACAAUCUACAUGUUUAAAUGCAAAAACUCCGUCCUCCAAGUUAAAGGGAAAGUAAACUCCAUUACUCUUGACAGCUGCCAAAAAUGCGGUGUCGUAUUUGAAGAUUUGAUAUCAACAUGUGAAUUCGUCAACUGCCAAAGUAUCAAAGCUCAGGCAAAUGGCAAAGUCCCAACGAUCUCGGUAGAUAAAACAGACGGUGUGUUGAUUUAUUUGAACGACAAGAGUUUGGACGCGCAGAUCAUUAGUGCGAAAUCUAGCGAAAUGAAUGUUUGCAUCACGAAAGAGGACGGAGAUUUGUCCGAGCACCCAAUCCCUGAACAAUACAAGACAGUAUACGAUGGAAAGAAGUUCGUAACAACGACUAUGGAUUUAAAUUUAUAAACUUGAUGCUGAGUGGAGCGUGAUUUAGAAGACGGUUGUAUCGGUAGUCAUACACAAGAUAAUGCUGGUUAUUUUUAUGGAGAAAGUUUUUACUUCAAAUUUUGCUUAAAAUUAUAAAAAUAAAAAAAUUCAUGAAGGUGCGAUAAAUAAUUUAACUAUUAACAGUAGACGUUACCCAUCCCGUUCUGUUCUGUUUCAGCUUUGUUUUUAAACUCUGUUGAUUUCUCACUAUAGGUCAUAUUCGUUAUAGAUUUUUUGUGUGUGUUUUUGUCUUCUUUGUAUAACUAUUUCUUAAAUGCAUUUUUGUAAACACCUGUAGAUGAAAUAAUUUCCUUAUUUUUUUUGCUGUUCAGUGA